Molecule: messenger RNA, 2374 nt
Organism: Nipponia nippon (crested ibis)
Lineage: Eukaryota; Metazoa; Chordata; Aves; Pelecaniformes; Threskiornithidae
Source: RefSeq, a predicted model, not a curated record
AGUAUAGAGAGAUGGAUGAGAGUCUUGCAAACCUGUCAGAAGAUGAGUAUUACUCGGAAGAAGAGAGAAAUGCUAAAGCUGAGAAAGAGAAAAAACUACCACCACCACCUCCACCAGCUCCUGCAGAAGAAGAGAAUGAAAGUGAGCCAGAGGAGCCAUCUGGGCAAGCAGGAGGACUUCAAGACGACAAUUCUGGAGGGUAUGGAGACGGCCAAGCAUCAGGUGUGGAGGGUGCAGCUUUCCAGAGUAGACUUCCACAUGACCGUAUGACAUCUCAAGAAGCUGCCUGCUUCCCUGAUAUAAUCAGUGGGCCACAGCAGACUCAGAAGGUGUUUCUGUACAUCAGGAACCGCACCCUGCAGCUCUGGUUGGAUAAUCCAAAGAUCCAGUUGACGUUUGAGGCAACUAUCCAACAACUAGAAGCACCUUAUAACAGUGACACGGUGCUUGUUCACAGAGUACACAGCUAUCUGGAGCGGCAUGGCCUAAUCAACUUCGGUAUCUACAAAAGAGUGAAGCCCCUUCCAACCAAGAAGACUGGAAAGGUGAUCAUUAUCGGUUCUGGCGUCUCUGGGUUGGCAGCAGCUCGCCAGUUGCAGAGUUUUGGAAUGGAUGUCACAGUUCUGGAAGCCAGGGACCGAGUAGGAGGAAGAGUUGCUACCUUUCGCAAAGGGAACUAUGUUGCUGAUCUAGGAGCAAUGGUGGUAACAGGACUUGGAGGAAAUCCCAUGGCUGUGGUCAGCAAACAAGUGAAUAUGGAACUGGCUAAGAUCAAACAAAAAUGCCCACUUUAUGAAGCGAAUGGACAAGCUGUUCCAAAAGAGAAAGAUGAAAUGGUGGAGCAAGAAUUUAAUCGUCUGCUGGAAGCCACCUCCUAUCUCAGUCAUCAGCUGGAUUUUAAUGUUCUCAAUAAUAAGCCUGUCUCCCUAGGUCAGGCUCUGGAGGUUGUCAUACAAUUGCAGGAGAAGCAUGUGAAGGAUGAGCAGAUUGAACACUGGAAGAAAAUUGUGAAAACACAAGAGGAAUUGAAAGAUCUUCUUAACAAGAUGGUGAAUUUAAAAGAGAAGAUUAAAGAACUUCAUCAACAGUAUAAGGAAGCAUCAGAAGUGAAGCCACCUCGGGAUAUUACAGCAGAGUUCCUUGUGAAAAGCAAACACAGAGAUCUGACUGCGCUUUGCAAGGAGUAUGAUGAAUUGGCAGAAACACAAGGAAAGCUGGAAGAGAAGUUACAAGAACUUGAAGCCAAUCCACCGAGUGAUGUUUAUCUAUCAUCGAGAGACAGGCAAAUACUUGACUGGCAUUUUGCAAACCUAGAAUUUGCUAAUGCUACACCCCUAUCAACGCUUUCAUUGAAGCACUGGGACCAGGAUGAUGACUUUGAGUUCACAGGCAGUCACUUGACUGUGAGGAAUGGAUAUUCCUGUGUGCCGGUAGCCUUGGCAGAAGGGUUGGAUAUUAAAUUAAACACAGCAGUUCGACAGGUUCGCUAUACAGCAUCAGGCUGUGAAGUGAUAGCUGUAAAUACCCGAUCUACUAGCCAGACUUUCAUUUACAAAUGCGAUGCUGUGCUGUGUACUCUUCCCUUGGGAGUAUUGAAGCAGCAGCCGCCAGCAGUACAGUUUGUGCCGCCUCUUCCCGAGUGGAAAACUUCCGCAGUGCAGCGUAUGGGCUUUGGCAACCUUAACAAGGUUGUGUUAUGUUUUGAUCGUGUGUUCUGGGAUCCAAGUGUCAAUUUGUUUGGUCAUGUUGGUAGCACUACUGCAAGCAGAGGAGAACUCUUUCUGUUUUGGAACCUGUACAAAGCACCAAUUUUGUUGGCCUUGGUAGCAGGCGAAGCAGCAGGGAUCAUGGAAAAUAUCAGUGAUGAUGUCAUUGUCGGACGGUGCCUUGCCAUCCUCAAAGGCAUCUUUGGUAGCAGCGCUGUGCCGCAGCCUAAAGAGACUGUGGUGUCCCGCUGGCGGGCUGACCCGUGGGCCCGGGGAUCGUACUCCUAUGUAGCAGCUGGAUCUUCUGGAAAUGACUAUGAUUUGAUGGCUCAGCCAAUUACUCCAGGGCCAGCCAUUCCAGGUGCUCCUCAGCCUAUUCCUCGCCUGUUUUUUGCGGGAGAACAUACAAUUCGCAACUACCCUGCGACUGUUCAUGGUGCUUUGCUGAGUGGACUGAGAGAAGCCGGUCGCAUUGCAGACCAGUUUCUUGGGGCCAUGUAUACUUUGCCUCGCCAGCCUACGCCUGGGGUCCCCCCGCAACAAGCUACCAGCAUGUAAGAAAAGUAGAAGGUGUCAGAAGAGGAGCAACAAGACCACAGUGCUGCUGUUGUCCACUCUUUGGGAUGAAGAUGUUCACGUAGUCUGUAACAGUAUCUGCCGAAGGGACU